Drosophila takahashii is the source of this 1002-nucleotide messenger RNA. RefSeq names its product out at first (gene oaf). NCBI's taxonomy places the organism in Eukaryota, Metazoa, Arthropoda, Insecta, Diptera, Drosophilidae. The record is from RefSeq and is a predicted model, not a curated record.
GAAAUGAUCCUGGAAGCGGAGCAUCCGCAUCAGCGCGUCGCGAAUGCCGCCCAGGCGGUCCGCCAAUCGCACCUCCGCUGGCGCCUUUCGCAUAUGACCGCGAUGAGUGCCAAAAAAACACAUUCGCGUACCACUUGCUGCGGUCGCGUCGUCAGUCGGAAUCACUUUUUCAAGCACAGUCGCGCCUUUCUGUGGUUCCUGCUCUGCAAUUUAAUGGUGGGCGUGGACCGCGCCCACUCCCAGCUGCUCAUCAACGUUCAAAAUCAGGGCGGCGAGGUGAUCCAGGAGAGUAUUACCUCCAACAUUGGCGAGGACCUGAUAACGCUGGAGUUCCAGAAGACCGACGGCACGCUCAUCACCCAGGUCAUCGACUUUCGCAAUGAGGUUCAAAUCCUCAAGGCCCUGGUGCUCGGCGAGGAGGAGCGCGGCCAGAGCCAAUACCAGGUCAUGUGCUUCGCCACCAAGUUCAACAAGGGCGACUUCAUCUCCUCGGCGGCAAUGGCCAAGCUGCGCCAGAAGAAUCCGCACACCAUCCGCACCCCCGAGGAGGACAAGGGCCGGGAGACCUUCACCAUGAGCAGCUGGGUGCAGCUGAAUCGCUCCCUGCCCAUCACCAGGCAUCUGCAGGGCCUCUGCGCCGAGGCCAUGGACGCCACCUACGUGCGGGAUGUGGACCUUAAGGCCUGGGCGGAGCUGCCAGGCUCCUCGAUUUCCAGCCUGGAGGCGGCCACCGAGAAGUUCCCGGACACGCUCUCGACGCGCUGCAACGAGGUGAGCAGCCUGUGGGCGCCCUGCCUGUGCAACCUGGAGACCUGCAUCGGCUGGUAUCCCUGCGGACUCAAGUACUGCAAGGGCAAGGGAGUCGCCGGCGGAGCGGACUCCUCGGGCGCCCAGCAGCAGGCGCAGCCGACGAAUUAUCGCUGCGGCAUCAAGACCUGCCGCAAGUGCACACAGUUCACCUAUUAUGUGCGGCAGAAACAGCAGUGCCUCUGGGAUGAAUGA